GAGGGCGGGUUGUUGGGCGGAAGAGAGAGACUUCUUCCGGCCUCACUCGCUGUCACCAUAGAGAUUGCCCAUCCAGGCAGCGAAGCGGCAGGGCCAGGCAGCUCAGAUCUCGAACUCCAGAGAACUGUACAGUCAUCUAGACAUCAAUGCCUUUUCCGGGGCCUGAUGAACAUCUCAAUCCCCAACCCACUGGCUCGAGUGGGGCGCAAGAUGUGGUGGACAAGUCAGCUCAGGCCUGGUCAUUAAGUGUCCCCAACAACCCUCCUGGAGGGAACUGAGGACGAAGCACCAGUUGUAAUAACGGCACGCUUCAUUUAUCUUUAUCUCGACUUGUUUUAUUUGGUAUUCUUCCAUUAGCCUUGCAAAACAGACAAAGGCAAGGAUCAUUCUACCCACGGGACAGACUGGGGAAGAGGCCCAGGGUCCAUCAAGUAAACCCUCUGCCGCCAGGCUGCUGAAACUGGAGCUGGCCCACGCUAUUGGCAGACUGCUGUUACCUAACUGUCAACUAAAGCUUGCCAUGACUUUGCUUUGAGGCUAUGGCCUGUUAGACCAAAAGAUGCAUCAAUCAGGACAACCAAAGGAAGUAGGACAGAGGCUGCGUGCUCCACCACUGAAUCAAGAAGGGGAAACAAACAAUAAUCAAUACCAAAUUGGAGAGCUGCACCGUUUGAACCCUUGACCUUAAACAAAAUUUUAAGAAAUAUCAUGAAGCAACCUAUUCAAUCUUAGAGCACUGAAUCUCUGAUUUAAGGAAUUCUCCUGAAUCACAGCUUUAUGAACCAAAAAGAAGAAGAUGCUUGAAUUUCAUCAACUGCACGUCUCAAAUUUAUUCAACUUUCGAGGCUUCAUUUACAAUCACAUAAAGUAACCAAUGAUUUGUUGUGCGUUUAGCAACUUAACAUUACUUGGCCCAGUGAGAAGCUCUGUGGCUAAGAAAUCCUUUAUUUUGAUGAAUUCAUUUCACUGGAACUGAGUGUUGACUGCAGCUAUGUUCUGUUAGGAACUGCGAAGAUAUACAAGAAAUGAGAUGUGACUCCCAUUUUAAUAGCCUGUGGUUUUGUAAUGUUAGGUCAGCAACACGUGAAACAACUAGGAAACACUUUAAAGCAAGAUAUAACAAUGGGCCAACCCUAUUGUACAAUUAAUUUCUCCAAAAUAUAAUAAUACUUCAUAUUUGCAGAACAUUUUGUAGUUUCCAGAGUACUUCUUCCCUUGUAUUAUUUGGGGGAUAUUUUGUCAUGGCUGGAAUUAAUGUGUGUGUCUUUAUCAUAGAGCUAGAACUAAUGCUGGGUCCUAGCAUAUGAGUAGGAACAGGAAAGGUGGAACAGAAUCCAGGGAGAGAAAGUAGUUUGAGCAAAGAGGCCAAGGCAAGAAUGAGCACUGAGCAUCUGGAGAAUAAUAUGGAGACAAAUGAUGGAAAGUAAUGUGUAGACAAGCUGGUCAGAACUGGCUCUGAGACCUUAAUAUUUUGGAGGAAAGUGGUCAAAAGUUCAAAGUUUGAGACUGGAAAAGUUAACUUCCUUACACAUCUAAUGAUCAUACUGGCUUCAGUUAAGCUAUAAAUUAAAAAUGGGCAUGGCUCAACAGAACUUGAGUCCUGUCCUCUCGCUUUUCUCCUUAGGCAGCAUGAGCUUCACCAUUUGCUUUACCACCUCCACCAACUACCAGUCCCUGCAUUCCAUCCAGCCACACAGCCACAGCGUCCAGUUCAUCAGCAGCACAGCCAAAGUCUAUGCAGGCCUCAGGGGCUUGGGCUCCCGGACCUCAGUGUCCUUCUCCACCAGCUUCUGGGGUGGCUGGGGGUCUGGAGGCCUGGCUGCAGGGAUGCCAGGGGUCUGGAAGGAAUGGGGUACAUCCAGAAUGAGAAGGAUACCAUGCAAGGCCUGAAUGAUUGCCUGGAUUUCCUACCUGGACAGAGUGAGGACUCUGGUGACCAAGAGUCAGAGGCUGGUGAGCAAAAUCUGAGAGCACUUGGAGAAGAAGAGACCCCAGGUCAGAGCCUGGGGGCAUUACUUCAUGACCAUCAAGGACUUGAGGGCUCAUAUCUUUGCAAAUUCUGUGGACAAUGCUUGUGUUGUUCUACAGAUUGACAAUGCCCGUCUUGCUGCUGAUGACUUUAGAGUCAAGGAUAAGACGGAGCUGGUCAUGUGCCUGUCUGUGGAGAGCAACGUCCGUGGGCUCCACAAGGUCACUGAUGACACCAAUGUCACUCGGCUACAGCUGGAGACAGAGAUAGAGGCUCUCAAGGAGGAGCUGCUCUUCAUGAAGAAGAACCAAGAGAAGGAAGUAAAAGGUCUACAAGCCCUGAUUGCCAGCUCUGAGUUGACCAUGGAGGUAAAUGCCCCCAAAUCUCAGGACCUCAGCAACAUCAUGGCAGACCUCCUGGCCCAGUAUGAUGAGCUGGCUCAGAAGAACUGAGAAGAGCUGGACAAGUACUGGUCCCAGAAGACUGAGGAACACACCACAGUGGUCACCACGCAGUCCACCAAAAUAGGAGCUGCUGAGACAACAUUCAUGGAGCUGAGAUGUAUAGUUCAGUCCUAAGAGAUCAACCUAGACUCAAUGAGAAAUCUGAAGGCCAGCCUGGAGAACAGCCUGAGGUGGGUGGAGGCCCGCUAUGCCAUGCAAAUGGAGCAGCUCAGUGGGUCCGUGCUGCACCUAGAUUCAGAGCUGGCACAGGCCCAGGCAGAGGGGCAGCGCCAGGCCCAGAAGUAUGAGGCCCUGCUGAACAUCAAGGUCAAGCAGGAGGCUGAGAUUGCCGCUACUACUACUACUGCCGCCUGCUGGAAGAUGGGGAGGACUUCAAUUGUGGUGAUGCCCUGGACAACAGCAACUCUAUGCAAACCAUCCAAAAGACUGUCCAGGAUAGCGGACGACAAAGUGGUGUCUGAGAUCAACAACACCAAAGUUCUGAGGCGCUGAGCCAGCAGAAGCAGGGUACCCUUUGGGGAGCAGGAAGCCAAUAAAAAGUUCAGAAGUCAUUGGAUGUCAAAAAUUAAUUGGUCCUGUUUGGGGUCAGAAGUGUUCCAAGAAGCCCAGCAUGACAGCCAGAUGAGAAACUGACAUGGCAGAUGACACCUCUUCUCCAGGUUGCUGGAACAAACUGAAGGCAAGCACCAGAAGAGGCAGUCCCAGAAGAGGCUUUGAAAGGUAAGGAGGGAGCUUAUGGAUGAACAAGCAAAGCAUUUCCACAAGGAACACACGCAGUGAUGCUGAGGAAUGAUGCAGCCAACCAGGUGGCAGGGAAAAGCUCACGACUUCUUGGAACCUGCAGAGCCCAAGUUGGCAUUUUUUCCAGCAGAAUCAGAAGCAUCAAUGAGAGCUGGAUGCCGUGACUAAUGGCAGCUGGCAGAUUGGCAAAAGAGCGGCAUGCCCAGAAUAGGGCCAGGCCUCUCUAGCUGGGUCCCACAAUGAAGAGAAGACAUGGAAUGCCAGUGCCACAGCCGACGUGUAACAUAAUGAGAGAUAAACCUUUGCAUGGUGAAGUCUGGAGCAGGACUUCUGAGGCUUUCUAUCCUCCAUGCUGCUCACUAGAAAAGGGGCUGUGAACUGUGCUUUGGCUCUAGCAGACAGGAAGAAAUUCUGGCCCAGCUGGAAGUAGAAAGAGGGGAGUGAGUCUCCUGAGGACCAUCUCAGAGGCCCCGGGAUCACCCAAACAUAUGCCAUGAUAAGGGCUGGAUCUGUUAUGGUGAGAUUGGGCCCCAACUCCAAAGGACCUUGCCCAGGAUUUUGUCCUCCAUGUGAAUCAAUCCCAUGAUGCAACAUGCCUCCCCAGCCCCCGCUCUGACGAUGAUGGCCACGCAGAAUGUCCCGCCCCCACCCUACCAGGACAGCCCACAGAUGACGGCAACCGCCCAGCCACCCUCCAAGGCCCAGGCUGUCCACAUCUCUGCCCCCUCAGCUGCUGCCAGCACACCUGUGCCCAGUGCCCCCAUCGACCCCCAGGCCCAGCUGGAGGCUGACAAGCGAGCUGUAUACAGGCACCCUCUUUUCCCGCUCCUGACGCUGCUGUUUGAGAAAUGUGAACAGGCCACCCAGGGCUCUGAGUGCAUCACCUCCGCCAGCUUUGAUGUGGACAUCGAGAACUUUGUCCACCAGCAGGAACAGGAGCACAAACCCUUCUUCAGCGAUGACCCAGAACUGGACAAUCUGAUGGUGAAGGCAAUCCAGGUCCUGAGAAUCCACCUUCUGGAGCUGGAGAAAGUCAAUGAACUCUGCAAGGACUUUUGUAACCGUUACAUCACCUGCCUCAAAACCAAGAUGCACAGCGACAACCUGCUCAGGAAUGAUCUAGGGGGGCCCUACUCCCCCAACCAGCCCUCCAUCAACCUUCACUCACAGGACCUCCUGCAGAAUUCCCCCAAUUCCAUGUCUGGAGUCUCCAAUAACCCCCAGGGGAUUGUGGUCCCAGCCUCAGCGCUCCAGCAGGGCAACAUCGCCAUGACAACCGUCAACUCACAAGUUGUGUCAGGUGGAGCCUUAUACCAACCGGUUACCAUGGUAACCUCCCAGGGUCAGGUGGUCACCCAAGCAAUCCCCCAGGGAGCCAUCCAGAUCCAGAACACACAGGUUAACCUUGACCUCACCUCCCUCCUGGACAAUGAGGAUAAGAAGUCCAAGAACAAACGAGGAGUCUUGCCCAAGCAUGCCACCAAUAUAAUGCGUUCUUGGCUCUUCCAGCAUCUCAUGCACCCCUACCCCACGGAGGACGAGAAGAGGCAGAUCGCAGCUCAGACCAACCUCACCCUCCUGCAAGUAAAUAACUGGUUCAUCAAUGCCCGGAGGCGCAUCCUGCAGCCCAUGCUUGAUGCCAGCAACCCAGAUCCUGCCCCCAAAGCCAAGAAGAUCAAGUCUCAGCACCGGCCCACUCAAAGAUUCUGGCCCAACUCCAUCGCUGCAGGGGUGCUGCAGCAGCAGGGCGGUGCCCCAGGGACAAACCCCGAUGGUUCCAUCAACUUGGACAACCUGCAGUCCCUGUCCUCAGACAGUGCCACCAUGGCCAUGCAGCAGGCUAUGAUGGCUGCACACGAUGACUCAUUGGAUGGGACAGAAGAAGAGGAUGAGGAUGAGAUGGAAGAGGAGGAGGAGGAGGAGCUGGAGGAGGAGGUCGACGAGCUGCAGACGACAAAUGUCAGCGACCUGGGCUUGGAACACAGUGACUCUCUGGAGUAGUCGGGCAGCCCAGAUGGCACUGAUCACUGAGCAGGAGAGGAGUGUCGCCGGGAGGCCUUCAGGGUGGGGGGGAAGGGGACACGGGCAGGAAGCACCGAGGGAGUUGGGCCCUAGCUUCCCCAAAUCAGUAGCUUGAAGAAAGGCAAAGGAGACACCUGUUCCUUCCCAACCACCGAGCUUCAGUGAGGACCCCAGCCCCACUUCCCUGGAACUGCCGAGGACUCUGUUUGGCGGGGCCAGUGGAGCAGCCUGUAUGAAAAGACAGGAGUGAGAUCUGGACUCACCAAAUCCCUGAGGACAGAUGGCACCCAUGGCCCCCACCCACGGAAGGACCUGAGUUGUUUACAAGCCCUGCACUGAGGCAGAUUGGUGCUGUUCGCAGAGUAGGCCUUUGUCCGGGGGCAGACUUAGAAGGAAGGGGAGAGACAAAGGGGGACUGAGUUUCAUCCCCAGAAGGUUCUCAGCUCCUUUGACAGACAUUCAAGGGCAGGAGGGAGCCCCAAAGCAUAACCAGUGGCCAGAGGAGUGGGAGGGCCUGAGGCAUCACAUCUUGCAGAUCAGAAUGGGAUGGAAUCCACCGGGCUCCAGCUCAUCCCUCCAAGGCCCUGUCUCUGCACACAGCAACCAUGGACAUGGGAGAAAGGGAUGGGAGCCACAGUGCCCUUCACUCUCUCCUGGAAACCAAUUGUAAGCUGGUGGGCUCAACCUGUGGGAGGUUAAGAGGAGUCCCUUCUGGGUUGACUCCAGGAGCCAAGGAGAUGGCAGACCCUGGGCUAGGAAUCAUAUCGAGGUGACUUUGAGGCCACAGCUGUCCCUAGGUGAUCACAGAACUUAGCUCCUUUAACAACAGGACAAUGGUGUUUUACCCUAGAUGUUCCCACCCUCAGUGCUCCACACCCUCCAUAGACCUUCAGAGAAGGUGAAACCAGGUUAUCUGGGAAUCUUUCCACCCCGCAGGUCGCCACGGCCAUCCCUUUGCUCCCAGCCUGGCUCCAUCAGCCUCCAGCUUCCUUUCUUCAUUCUGUCCUUCAGGGAAGGCAGAAGAAACAUUGGAAAGCAUCUAGUCCAGUGGGAAGCCAGGGGUUGGAGAAGGUGCUACAUCCCUCUUCCUAUCAAUAUCCUAAAUGUGGGGGAGGGCCCAGAGAAUGGCACCCAAGAGCCUGCGGGGAUGCCCAUCCCACACACCCCACCCACCCUGCUGUUCUAACCCUGCUAUCCACAGCCCUGGAGGAACUGGGGCUCCUGGAAGGAAGAGGAGGCUCUCCACUGUCCACCCUAACACAUACCCUCCCACCCACCUUCCAGACCCCCUUGGUUGGCACCCUCUCCUCCAGUUCCCUCUCACCCCAUGGCUGUGAAUGACAGGUCACACGUGUGUUUUCCAUUGGGUUUAAUUUAAUGGACGUGCAGUUUCAUUUGUAAAUUGUGCAUUAGCCAUCUCCUUCAGUGGCAGGAUGUGAGUGGCUACCUGGCUCAACUGGAGGGGACCCUCGGGGCCCUCUGGGGCUUCCCCUCCCCCACCUGGUUGGGGUAGAGCAAAAGGAUGGUCACUCUUCUGAGGUCUCCCUGAAAUGAAUGUAUUUCUCCCCCAAAAGAGCUGAUAUUUAAUGUUUUAAUAAGGAUUUUUGAGAAACAAAUAACCUUAUUUAUAAUCUGGGUGAUCCAAUCAUUUUUUACUCCCUUUUGAUGCCAUACAUAGAGGAAAGUCUAGCUUUUUUGGCGUGAGACUUUUGCAAUGUGCAGUGGGAUAAAAUGCAUUUCCUUUUCUGGUUCAUUUUUCUUGUUAACACGCGCGCACAGACACACACACACACCGUUCCACUCACCACCUGGACAGGCGUCCCCCAGCACGGACACGCUGGCACACAGGUGCCCACAUCUCUUCCUCUCAGCCCCUCCACCUGCCUAAUGUUAUGCAACCUCCUUCUGAUGUAUCCACCAAACCAGUACUGAAUGUGGCCGAGACGUUUUCAGUAAAUCUUAUUACCUACCGUAA
Messenger RNA from Pan troglodytes (chimpanzee), 7171 nucleotides. RefSeq names its product PBX/knotted 1 homeobox 2 (gene PKNOX2). The transcript is spliced from 18 exons. Gene Ontology annotation, biological process: regulation of DNA-templated transcription. Gene Ontology annotation, molecular function: DNA binding. Bases 3757 to 5175 code for a protein of 472 amino acids. Lineage: Eukaryota; Metazoa; Chordata; Mammalia; Primates; Hominidae. The record is from RefSeq and is a predicted model, not a curated record.